This is a messenger RNA of Aplosporella prunicola CBS 121167, 1402 nucleotides long. RefSeq lists its product as uncharacterized. The record is from RefSeq and is a predicted model, not a curated record. NCBI's taxonomy places the organism in Eukaryota, Fungi, Ascomycota, Dothideomycetes, Botryosphaeriales, Aplosporellaceae. The transcript is spliced from 2 exons. Bases 91 to 1356 code for a protein of 421 amino acids. Gene Ontology annotation, molecular function: protein binding.
CAGAACAAGAACGUAAAGAUCAUGAUUACUAGUACAGAGUCCUUGAGUCCGCUCAGAAUACUAGACCGCGCUUGGUUCGUACUUGUUAACAUGUCAACGAGCGACGUAAAUGUUGAUAUCGGCAAUUACGUGUACUGGAAAACCAGAGAGCAAUCUCGGCUUCGGAGACUUCCAAGUCGUGUACAGAAAAUCAUCCAAGAGAAGCUGGCAGCCAAAGCUGAUGGGUCGUUUCGGUGGGUCGAGUGUCAAAUGGAUGCACUUGUAAACAAUACUAGGUCCCAGGCUGCAAUCGAAAAGGCCCUAGAAUCGAUGUCAUCAGGCCUUGAAAUCGUCUAUACAAAAACACUGGAAGGAAUCUCACCAUCAGACUGCUCACUUGUCCGAAACGCCUUACUAUGGUUGGCAUUUUCUUCCCGUCCCAUGACCGGAGAAGAAUUGGGAGAAGCCAUGAUCUUUAAUGGAUCCACCGAGUCAGUAAAUCCUGCACAAAAGCUUUUCCGGGAAGAGACCAAAGACAUUUUACGAAACUGCCGGAUUCUCAUCAAGUACAAUGAUGAGUAUAAAAGCUCAACACUGGCUCACGACUCUGUAAGAGAAUAUUUAUUUUCCGAAUCAUGCCUCAAAAGAGCAAGUUCUUAUUCUCUGAAUGUGGAAGUCGAUGCCUGUCUUCUAUGCUGUUUGAUGGUUGAUUACCUCAACAUGCCAGUAUUCAGAUCUGGUUAUUGUCCGAGCCGUGUUGCAUUGAGGGAAAGAUCUGAGGAGUGGCCGCUGCUCGGAUACAUAUCAACAGCGCUUCCGAAGCUGCUUGAAUCAGUUUCGUGGGAAAUCCCGACUAUAGCUACAGACAAGAUGAAAAGAAAGCUCAAAGCCUUGUUUGGUAGCGCAAUUCAGCCUCGAGGAGGUAACUUUGGCGCAUUCAUCCAAGCUUCUUCUCCUUGGACAGAUCUAGGUGGACAGAUAUUCUCGCCUCUCUAUUUCGCUGCUAGCACCGGACUUGCAAAGGCCAUAAAGUUUUUACUGACGAUGGGAUUGGCUGAUACUUUGGAGCAACCGGGAGGCCACAGGCAAUCGACUCCUUUACAUGUGGCCUGCACGUUUGGGCACACAGAAGUUGUACGAGUGCUUCUUGAGGCAAAGGCAAACCCCAACGAAAAGAAUAAGUACGAAGAGAGAGGAAUUGAAUGGGCAUACUUGCAUGGCUAUCACAAGAUCGUACAGAUGUUGUUGGACCACGGAGCCGAAGCGGUAUCGGAAGACGGUCUAAAUAGGAUUAGGGAGAAGGUGAAAGCCGCUCAAAGCAUGGCAAGGACGCGAAUUGUCUUGAAAAGAUGGGAAUUGGCGGCAGGUAUAUCGUAGAACAUCCACACGCACAGUAUACAUCAGCAAAUCUCAAUGCACCAGC